AUGCAUCUCCCAUCUCGCCAUCCUGCACGGGACUUUGAUAUCCAGGAUCGAGAACAAGAUACCCCCGGAGAUGUCGUCCACCAGAGCAGCCCUGGACCUGACAAUACUACAGAUCAGGAAGAUGAGAACGAGGUUGACGGGCCUGGCGAGCCACUGGAUGAGGAGAAGGAGCAAAACUCCCAAGAUCCUUCGUGCGAGUUCGCCAUGCCCUGCCGAAUGAACCCCUCGCCAGAUGGGAUGCACUACCGCAAAGUGAUUUCUCACAUAUUCGGCCGCAACAAGGCUACGACAAAGCUGUUCCCAGCCCAUGUCUGGGUUCACUAUUGCCGUAAGCACUACCAGCGUGCUCGCUACCGCGCUGACCAGUGGCCAUUCACCCAAUGCGAGCUGCUUCUGGAAUCUCUGCGGCGCAUGGAAGAUUGGGAUGGCGUUGAGAACUUCAAACUCACUCUUCGACGCCGCGAGCAGCUGCGAGUGGACAAACCUGACAACGCCGAGGUCAAGGCAUCUGGAUCUUCCACCACUCUUCAGACCGGCCGCAAGCACCCAACGGCCAUCAUCUCUCCGGUCCCCGACUGGCUUCGCGGACAGACGGACACCAUCAUGUCAUUUGAUGACAUCCGUGCGCUCAUCAUGCAGAUCCGUGAAUACAUGGUCAAACUGCGGAAUGAUGAGAAGUCUCGCAGAGCUAAGGGGUCAGAAGCUGGUGAGAACGGCAACGCCAAGAACGAGCUGCGCCAACAGGCGAGUCGUGUGCGGUUCCCCGAUAUUGAGAUCCUUCCGUUCUUCAAGCGGUGGGUGGUCGACGCGGCGCUGCGUCAGAGAGAUUCUCGCGAGAAUGGUGACCGGGAUGCCGAAGCAGAGAGCGAUGAUGACGAUGACCCCGGGAAUGACGAAGACGAGGACGAGGACAAUCCCGAUGAUGCCGAUAACGAUACUCCUGUUGGCAAGAUUGGAAGAACUGGGACCAACAGCGGUCGAUCUGAGAGCCAGCGACGUCGCUCUCAGCGAAACUUUGUCAGGAUGGUCUCGGGCCUCACUCGUGUGUCUCCCAGUGGUGCAGUCAAGAAGCCCAACCUUAGCAAGAAGUGUUAA
Messenger RNA from Penicillium cinerascens, 1095 nucleotides. Its product is annotated as putative pathogenicity factor. The record is from RefSeq and is a predicted model, not a curated record. Bases 1 to 1095 code for a protein of 364 amino acids. The transcript has a single exon. Lineage: Eukaryota; Fungi; Ascomycota; Eurotiomycetes; Eurotiales; Aspergillaceae.